AUGAAGUUCUCCAGCAUCUUCUCCAUCGCCACUCUGGCUGUCUCUGCCCUGGCUGCCCCUUUCGUUGAGGCUGAUACCAAGGCCGUCCGCGCCUCUGCUCCUGCCUCUGUUGACGACAUUGUCACUCUUUUCUCGGGCUCUUCCGAGUCUAUCACCAGCAAGACUACCCAGAUUGACACCAUCCUCAAGCAGGUCCAGUCUGGCGAGACCCCCCAGUCUGAGGCCAACCCCCAGGUCCUCGACCUCGUCCAGGGUAUCAACCUCGACCUCUCCGCCAUUGUUAACUCCCUGACCACCUCUGCUGGUAUUCCCGUCCAGGAGGGCGACGUCGACCGCCUCCUGAUCGUCGUCAACGCUCUGCUCACCGUUGUCCUCGCCAACGUCCGCGCCAUCGUCACCGUCCUCGGCCUCCAGCCCCAGCUUGUCUCCAUCCUCCGCUCCGUUGUCAUCCUCGUCUCCAACAUCGUCACUCUCCUCACUGGCCUCGUUGCUGGUCUCCUUCCCGGCCUCAUCGCCGCCCUGAGCCCUCUUCUCGCUGGUCUGGGCAACGGUGUCUUGGCCCCUAUCCUGACUCCCCUUGCCGCUCUCCUCGCCGGCCUCGCUGGUCCCUAA
Molecule: messenger RNA, 612 nt
Organism: Clonostachys rhizophaga
Lineage: Eukaryota; Fungi; Ascomycota; Sordariomycetes; Hypocreales; Bionectriaceae
Source: the annotation of a GenBank genome assembly